CCACCUCCGCCGCCGCAGAAUAUUUGUCAAGAGGAAAACAGAUGUCGAGGGAAAGUACAUCUCUACCCUGAAGCAAAAGCUUGGAAUCUCUCCGAUGCACCCCCAAAACCCUAGCCCUAAUUCCUGAUUCCUGAUUCAAUUCCUAUUCAUUUUGAAUUCCAGAAACACAAGAUUAAUCGAAUUUAUAAUUAAUUUCUUUUAAUUCAACAAAAAUGUCAGCGAUUGUGUGUGGCAAGAGGUCGUUCUUCGAGGACAUCGACGCCACGGCGUCAUCGCCGGACUCUGCAUCGCCGCCAGCUUACAAGAAGUUCCGAUGCUCUUCGUCCACGUCACCGGUCCGGUUCACGUACUCCCCGCCGGUUCAAACGAGUUCGGUUGAUCAGCUCAAGGCUUUGUUUCCUGAGCUGGAAAUUCAGCUUUUAGAGAAAGCUAUGGAAGAGUCCGUCAAUGACUUGGAUUUGGCUAUUAAGAAACUUCAUGAGUUUUGCCGUGGACAUGAUGUGAAUGACAAGAUUGGCACAAGUGCUGAAGAAAAUGCAACAAUGGACAAAGCUGCAUCACAAACUGGUGGGGAUUCAGUUCCUUUGCAGGAGCCUCAAUCUCAAAACAACCUACCGGCAGAUGGUGCAGAAUGGGUGGAUUUAUUUGUGAGGGAGAUGAUGAAUGCUUCUAGCAUAGAUGAUGCAAGAUUCCGAGCAGCCAGCAUAUUGGAGAGUUUGGAGAAAUCUAUCAGCUCUCGGGCCAGUGUUGAGACAGCUCAAAGUUUUCAUAAGGAAAAUCUGAUGCUGAAGGAACAUAUCGAAGUUCUUCUCCGGGAUAAUGUCAUCCUCAAGCGUGCUGUAGCCAUCCAGCACGAGCGUCAAAAGGAAAAUGAUGAGAAGAACCAAGAGGUGCAGCAUAUAAAGCAAUUGUUAGCACAGUAUCAGGAGCAGUUGCGAACUCUUGAGGCAAACAACUACGCAUUGACAUUGCGUUUGCAGCACGCGCAGCUGAGCAACUCCUUUCCGGGGCGUUUCCAUCCAGAUGUAUUCUAAUAAAUUGGUGGAACUGAGUUAUUGUGUGUGCGGGCACCAACUGCUGCCUAGGUUUUCUGUAGGUUGUAAGCCAAAAUGUUCAACACUAAGAUUAUGUAUAAAACCUUGAUAUCAGUAUAAUGCCAUAUAUAAGUUGGGGCUGUUUCCGGCCUAAAUUAAUUUACUAAUUUUCUUAAA
Molecule: messenger RNA, 1211 nt
Organism: Salvia miltiorrhiza (redroot sage)
Lineage: Eukaryota; Viridiplantae; Streptophyta; Magnoliopsida; Lamiales; Lamiaceae
Exons: 5
Coding region: 213-1034 (273 amino acids)
Molecular function (GO): ubiquitin binding
Source: RefSeq, a predicted model, not a curated record